This is a messenger RNA of Pangasianodon hypophthalmus (striped catfish), 3200 nucleotides long. Its product is annotated as CD276 antigen. NCBI's taxonomy places the organism in Eukaryota, Metazoa, Chordata, Actinopteri, Siluriformes, Pangasiidae. The transcript has 4 exons. Gene Ontology annotation, biological process: negative regulation of T cell proliferation; cell surface receptor signaling pathway; cellular response to lipopolysaccharide. Gene Ontology annotation, cellular component: external side of plasma membrane. The coding region runs from base 299 to 1279 and encodes 326 amino acids. The record is from RefSeq and is a predicted model, not a curated record.
GAGUGUGUACAGAGUGUGUGUACAGAGUGUGUGUAUAGAGUGUGUAGAGAGCUGGAGAGUGUGUACAGAGUGUGUGUAUGGAGUGUGUAGAUAGUGUGUGUACAGAGUGUGUGUAUAGAGUGUGUGUGUAUAAAGCUGGAGCACAGCUCGGACUCGGAAAUAGCGGAGCACUGAAACAGUAAAUACUGAACACUCUCCACCCCGCGUCAUAGCGGCUGUGUUUCCGGUGUUCAGCACUCAGCGCGUUUAGUUCAGAUGAAUCUCCUGCACAGCUCCAGCAGCGCGUCUGAAGCGGGAUAUGAGCGUUCACACCGAGGCUCCAUCAUGGAUGUGCUUUGUGCAUUUCAUCUUCCUGCUCGCUCCAGUGUCCUGUAACACUGAGUUUGAGAUCUCGGUACCCACUCGUGUACAGAUGGCUGUGUACGGCGAGGCGGUGCUUCUGUCCUGCACGUUCCCAGUGAGCGGCUCGUGGGACGCAGGCAGCAGCGUGAUCACGUGGCAGCGCCACCUAGAGGUGGUCCACAGUUUCUUCCACGGCCGAGACCAUCCGCGGUACCAGAGCCCGAGAUACGCCAACCGCACCAGCCUGUUCCACCAGGAGAUGAACAAGGGGAACGCAUCGCUCAGGCUGGACCGUACCACUCUGGAGGAUGCGGGGGAGUACACCUGCUCCAUCAGCACUCAGCUGGGCAGCCAGAUGAAGAGCUUCGGCCUCAAAGUAGCAGCGUUCUACACCGAGCCUCGUCUGCACAUCUCCAUGCUGAACGACGGCCACGUGGAGGUGCGGGUGACCUCAGAGGGCGGGUACCCCUCCCCCUCGCUGCAGUGGCUGAUGGGUAACGAGAGCGACAUCACCAACGUCACACACACGCAGCUGAGGCAGGACCAACACACACGUCUGUACAGCGUGAAUAGUAAACUGAACCUGAGCGGCACCGUCAACUCCUCCAUCACCUUCAUCAUGAAGAACCCAGAUCUGGGCCAGGAGAUCAGGAGGAACAUCGACCUCCUCUCAGAAAAUGGAAGACAUGACGAAUACAAACAGAAAGUCUCUGCACUGUUCCUUCUCGGACUGCUCACUGGGGUGGUUUUUAUACUUUUUGUAAUUUCAGUAGUAAUUUUUUUAAGGCAGAAAAGGCUAUUUAAGUGUUUCUCCCCAAACGGUGAUGUUUCAGAAGUACAGAGUUCAGAAUUAUCGCUGUAUUCGAACCAUCAGCGACAGGCUGAAACAUGUUCAGGAGAAGAAAACGAGUGUGUUGCUGAACCUCGGAGCAGAUGAUGACACGUCAACUAACAGAAUUAUUUUGUCUUUCUUGCUAGGAAGAAAGUGGUGUGGACUCAUCUGAUUUGUGUUUGGUAAAAGAUCAGACAGAUUUAGAAUUCUACAUAAAUUAGUAUGUUAUAUGGUACUAUAUUGCUCAUUGUUUAAAUUUCUGUCUUUGAAGCACAGCAUUCGUUUCACUAAGGCUGGUUUUGAGUCGAAGAGAAAAUUCAAGUCACAGUGAAAGAGUUACAGUGAGAAACUGUAAUUCAUCUUGUUCACAUGUAGCGUGUGUUAGAUUUACAUUACAGUACCGUAAGAUUCCGUUCUUUACAGUUUGUUAGGAAGGCGAUACUUGAACCUCCAACCCUCUGAUCGAAGCCUUAACCAGUGCAUUACCACUGCCCGUGUACAGUGUGUACACUGAAAUAAACUGACCUCAUGCUGCUGUUUACAUUCGUACACUAAACCGGAUUCUUAUCUGCUGCAUUACACACAGAAAACAACAUGGGCCCAAGUUUUAAAUUCACAUACUGAUUUACACAUUAGCAUAUAACCCUCUAGAGAACUGAGGAAAGAGUAGAAAACCACUUUAUGGAGUUGCACUAUAUGAGCGUAUAAAAGUAUAAAAGGAACAAAGGCUACCUCACAUCACUUCUCUACAUUAUUUAAUACAUGAUCUAGGACAUAACACUUCAGAAAAUAAGUGUGUGUGUGUGUGUGUGUGGUUGAAAGAGACAGAAAAGGUCACUUUGUCAUCUUGGCUAACGUUCAUUUCUAUUCAUUUAAUUUUUCACACUGGUGCAAUCAUUGUACUUUACACAAUAGCACACACACACACGUCACUGUGUAAAAUCUAAAUACAGAAAGCUUCUGUAGCAGUCUUUGAGACAAUAAGUCUUUGAGAAGGAAGAAUGUGACGGUUUUGCAAAACAAAAUGUCACAAGACUGAGGUGAAGUUAGUCUCAAAAGCGUCAUCUGAACACACACAGGUUUUUAUACACGAGGUUUGAUGAAAGAGAAGUUUCAUCACCGCUGUCAUCAUUUAUACCAGUUUAUAACCACUCUAUAGCAUGUAAUCCUUAAUUCUGAUUUCUUUAUCAUCGACAUGAAUACUAUUGUUUAUCUCAUCAAACCCCUGAGGGCUUUUAUUAUAUUUAUUUUCUUCUUCUUUCGGCUUUUCCCUGCAGGGGUCGCCACAGUGAAUCAUCACUCUCCACCUCUCCCUAUCUUCUGCAUCCUCAACACUUGCACCCACUAGCUUCAUAUCCUCAUUUAUUACCUCCAUAUACCUCCUCUUUGGCCUUCCUCUUCACCUCCUGCCUGGCAGCUCCAUGUCCAACAUUCUCCUACCAAUAUACUCACUCUCCCUCCUCUGAACAUGUCCAAACCAUCUUAAUCUGGCCUCCCUAACUUUGUCCCCCAAACGUCCAACAUGAGCUGUCCCUCUGAUGUACUCGUUCCUAAUCCUGUCCAACCUUGUCAGCUCUGACUCCUGUCUCUUCCUCAGUGCCACUGUCUCUAAACCAUACAGCAUGGCCGGUCUCACCAAUGUCUUGUACACCUUCCCCUUGAGUCUCGCUGAUAUUUUUCUAUCACACAGAACUCCCGACACCUUUCUCCACCCAUUCCAACCUGCCUGCACUCGCUUCUUUACCUCUUUCCCACACUCUCCAUUACUCUGGACUGUUGACCUCAAGUACUUAAACUCCUGAACCUUUUUCACCUCUUCACCCUGUAAUCUUACUGUUCCACUUCCCUCCCUUUCAUUCACACACAUGUACUCAGUCUUACUAUGACUGACUUUCAUUCCUCUUCUCUCCAGCGCAAACCUCCACCUCUCCAGGUUUUCCUCCACCUGCUCCCUGCUCUCACUACAGAUCACAAUGUCAUCCACAAACAUCAUUGUGUAAGGAGACUCCUGUCUGACCUCCUCUGA